CAGUACACAGAACUGCGCGUAAAGAUGGCAAUGACGGACACAGAGUGGGGGAGCUCAAAUCGAGCCGAGUCUGGGUCCCCAUUCUCUGAGAUAAUUGAACUGAAUGUCGGGGGACAGGUGUAUGUGACACGGCACAUAACUUUGGUCGCCGUUCCAGACUCGCUCCUCUGGACCAUGUUCAGCAAGAAGGCUCCAAAGGACCUGGCGCGAGACGGCAAAGGGCGCUACUUCUUGGACAGGGACGGUUUCUUGUUCCGUUAUAUUUUAGACUACCUGCGGGACCUCAACCUGGUGCUGCCUGAUUAUUUCCCCGAGAAAAGCCGGCUGCAGAGGGAGGCUGAGUUUUUCCAGCUGCGGGACCUGUCUAAGCGCCUGAGCCCCAGUAUGAGCAAAGAGAACUCCAUCAACGAGGAGAUUUGCCCGAGCGACACCGAGGAGGGUGCGCUUCAGUGCGGCACCGGGUCCUCCAGCGUUGGCAUGGAAACUUUGCGCAUGAUGACUGCAAUGAGCAGCGCUCGCUCCCAGUCUAUGGAGUCCAGAAAGUCGGGCUACAUCACAAUUGGAUACCGGGGAUCGUACACUAUAGGGAGAGAUAUCCAAACCGACGCCAAGUUCAGGAGAGUGGCGCGCAUCACGGUGUGCGGGAAAACUUCCCUUGCCAAAGAAGUGUUCGGGGACACUUUGAAUGAGAGCAGGGACCCCGACCGGCCACCGGAGAGGUAUACGUCCCGUUACUACCUGAAAUUCAAUUUCCUUGAGCAGGCGUUUGACAAGCUGACCGAGGUUGGCUUUCACAUGGUGGCUUGUAGCUCCACGGGCACAUGCGCCUACACCAGCAAUGACCCAAACGAGGAUAAAAUCUGGACGAGUUAUAACGAGUAUGUGUUCUGUCGGGACUAAAAUGUUAACAUGGUCACCACCUGAGCCCACCCACUGCCAACAGAAAAUUACUGUUUUGUGUUUACUCGUGUAAAUAGACAUCUCAUAAUUACCACAAAGAGAAUAGGGCCUGCAUAUUUGAUCUUUGACAUUGUCUCCAGCAUAUAUUAUUCAAUGUCAUUAUUUAAAAUCUCUUUACAUAUUUAAUGGGAAAUAGCCACAGACUAUAGGUCAAUACACACUAACCUAGAAUUCCGGAUGUUAUCAUAUGUUAAUUUUCCUUGUGGAGAUGGCUAUUGAAUGAAUGAAUUGAAGGACAUUUUACACACACGCACAUGUAACAGAUGUCCCAUGAAGACAAGAAGACGUGUCAUCCUUGAUAAAUCUCUUGAGUUGUGUUUG
Molecule: messenger RNA, 1281 nt
Organism: Oncorhynchus nerka (sockeye salmon)
Lineage: Eukaryota; Metazoa; Chordata; Actinopteri; Salmoniformes; Salmonidae
Gene: kctd12.1
Product: potassium channel tetramerisation domain containing 12.1
Exons: 1
Coding region: 25-900 (291 amino acids)
Biological process (GO): regulation of G protein-coupled receptor signaling pathway; protein homooligomerization
Cellular component (GO): signaling receptor complex; presynaptic membrane; postsynaptic membrane
Molecular function (GO): protein binding
Source: RefSeq, a predicted model, not a curated record